Messenger RNA from Somion occarium, 2483 nucleotides. The record is from the annotation of a GenBank genome assembly. Lineage: Eukaryota; Fungi; Basidiomycota; Agaricomycetes; Polyporales; Cerrenaceae.
UGGCAGACGUGGCAGGACCCCUGAGCACUGCAAUGAAGUGUCGUGGGCGGGCGUUGCCGAGGACAAGCGAAAAUGCAAGGGGGUGGUGUUCGGGGACUUGUGACGUGGCUUUCUGUGAAGUUCUGGAGAGGGCAACGGUUAUAAGCGUCAAGCCAGCAACAUCCAUCCGCACACCAUUUCCUCCCUUCCACCAUGGCCGGACACCGUCGUCCAACAAAAUCCCAGUCCCGCCGUUUGGCUUCCUCCCUCUCAUUGGUUUUCCUCGCUUUCCUCGCUCUUCUUUGUCUCUGUCCCGUAGGAGUUCGCGCAGAAGAGCAGGACAAGAACGCAUAUGGAACCGUUAUCGGUAUUGAUCUGGGUACAACGUGAGUUUAUACAGCGAAACAUACAGCGAGGUGGACGUGUGGAAAUCAUCGCGAACGACCAGGGUCACCGUAUUACACCAUCAUGGGUCAGUUUCACAGACGAAGAGCGACUUGUCGGAGACAGCGCAAAGAACGCAUUCCACUCGAAUCCUGAAAACACCGUCUUCGACGCAAAACGUCUCAUUGGCCGCAAAUUCGAUGAUCCUGAAGUUCAGCGCGACAUGAAACACUGGCCGUUCAAAGUCAUCAAGAGGGGUGACAAGCCGGUUAUUCAGAUCAAGCACAAGGGCGAGCAGCGUGAAUUCACUCCUGAGGAAAUUUCUGCUAUGGUUCUGGGCAAGAUGAAGGAGACCGCUGAGGCAUUCCUCGGCAAGCCUGUCACUCACGCCGUCGUCACCGUCCCCGCAUACUUCAACGAUGCUCAGCGUCAGGCCACUAAGGACGCCGGUACUAUUGCCGGUCUCCAGGUGCUCCGUAUUAUCAACGAGCCUACCGCCGCCGCCAUCGCCUACGGUCUUGACAAGAAGGCAGACGGCGAGAGUCAAAUUAUCGUCUACGAUCUCGGAGGAGGAACUUUCGAUGUUUCACUCCUUUCUAUUGACGACGGUGUCUUUGAGGUUUUGGCCACCGCUGGUGACACUCACCUUGGUGGUGAGGACUUUGAUAACCGGGUUAUGGACUACCUGAGCAAGCAGUACAAGAAGAAGACCGGCACCGAUGUGGGCAAGAACCUCAAGGCGCUCGGAAAGCUGAAGCGUGAAGUUGAAAAGGCCAAACGCACGCUUUCGAGCCAACAGUCGACCCGUAUCGAAAUCGAGUCUUUCGAGAACGGCAACGACUUCUCUGAGACGCUUACCCGUGCCAAGUUCGAGGAGCUUAACAUGGACCUUUUCCGUAAGACCAUGAAGCCCGUCGAGCAGGUGCUCAAGGACUCCAACCUCAAGAAGGAGAACAUCGACGAGGUCGUUCUUGUCGGUGGUUCUACCCGUAUCCCCAAGGUUCAACAACUCCUCAAGGAGUACUUUGGCAAGGAACCCUCUAAGGGUAUCAACCCUGAUGAAGCCGUCGCCUACGGUGCCGCCGUUCAGGGUGGUAUCCUCGCUGGUGACGAGAACAUGGCUGAUGUUGUCCUCGUCGACGUCUGCCCCCUUACCCUCGGUAUCGAAACCACCGGUGGUGUCAUGACCAAGCUCAUUCCCCGUAACACUGUCAUCCCCACUCGCAAGUCACAAAUCUUCUCCACCGCCGCUGACAACCAGCCGACGGUCUUGAUCCAGGUCUUCGAGGGUGAACGUUCGUUGACCAAGGACAACAACCUUCUCGGCAAGUUCGAACUUACCGGCAUCCCACCCGCACCUCGUGGCGUUCCUCAGAUCGAAGUCGUUUUCGAGCUCGAUGCAAAUGGUGUGCUUAAUGUAAAGGCCGCCGAUAAGGGAACUGGCAAGUCGGAGUCUAUUACCAUCCGUAACGAGAAGGGUCGUCUUUCUCCCGAGGAUAUCGAGCGCAUGGUGAAGGAAGCCGAGGAUUUCGCCGCUGAGGACGAGGCUCACCGGAAGCGUAUCGAAGCUCUUAACGGUCUCUCGUCCUUCGUCUACGGCCUCAAGAGCCAACUUGGCGAUCAGGAAGGUCUUGGAGGCAAGAUCAGCGAUGAGGACAAGAAGAAGAUCCUUGAUACCGUCAAGGAGACUACUGAAUGGAUCGACGAGAACGGCUCGAGCGCGACUGCUGAGGAGUUGGAGGAGAAACUCCAAGACGUCCAGAGCGUCGUUAACCCGAUUACGAGCAAACUCUAUGCUGGUUCGGGUGGUGAUUACUCUCCGGGAGCGGAUGAGGAGGAAAAUCCUAUUCACUCUCAUGACGAGCUAUAGACUAGGGAAAGUAUAUUAUAUGUAUACACGUAUACGUAGUCGAGCUCCGCGUUGGAUACCAUUACCGACGACGAUGCACGAUGCAUGCAUAGUUGCAUGAUUGGAUGGGUAGAUAAUGAAUUCCUUUUUGUGUUACAGUAAUUAUUAGCAUUUUCAUUUUUUUUUGCGGAACUUUGGGACUUGCGCUGUGUGUGAUUUGGAUAUCGACAACAUGCUGAGUUGUACAACUUCAAAGUGCUUGAGCACGUUU